Molecule: messenger RNA, 1245 nt
Organism: Toxorhynchites rutilus septentrionalis
Lineage: Eukaryota; Metazoa; Arthropoda; Insecta; Diptera; Culicidae
Product: UBX domain-containing protein 1
Exons: 3
Coding region: 185-1162 (325 amino acids)
Molecular function (GO): protein binding
Source: RefSeq, a predicted model, not a curated record
GAACGGUUUAAGUCCAAUUGUAUAUCGGCCUGAAAAAUAAGACAAACAUACUUUGAAACGUCAGAAUCCCGGCUGCAGGGAAAGGAUCACGACUCAGCGAUUAUUUUAGCAAUAUUUUCAACGAUAAUUAUUAUUCUUCUGUAACAUAUUCGAGUGUACCGCACAGUCACAUAAUUCUCAAACAAUGUCGGAUAUUCAAACUUUAAUAGACAUGGGUUUCCCCGAAGAAAAAGCAAAAAGAGCUCUUGAGGUUACUAAUCACAAGGGAGUGGAGGCGGCUAUGGAAUGGUUGUUGGCACACGCUGAUGAGGAUAUCCCUUCAAGCAGUGGUUCUUUGGCUGCCCAACCGGAACAAAUGCAGACAUCCGCGGAAGACAGCACUGCCAGCACUGGUGAUGCUUCAUCGAGUGAGCCGGCAGCCGUAGCCAAAUCACUCAAGUGUGAUGAAUGUGGAAAAUUAUUCAAAUCCCAGGACGAGGUAGAAUUCCAUGCUGCUAAGACAAACCAUAGCAGCUUUUCGGAGUCUACCGAGGAGAAGAAACCUCUCACGGAGGAUGAAAGGAAAGCACAACUAGCCUUGCUAGAGGAUAAAAUGAAACGAAAGCGGUUGGAGCGAGAGGAGAACGAUAAGAAGGAGGCACAGGAGCGAGAACGACUGAGGAUCAAGUCCGGUAAAGAUAUGCUGGAGGCACGCCGUAAACUGGAGGAACAAGAGAUGAAGAAAAUUAUGGAUCAGCGAAAACGAGAGAAGAUGGAAGAGAAAGCUGCCCGGGAUCGGGUGAAGGCACAAAUAGAAGCAGAUAAAGCUGCACGAAAGGCAAAACAAUCGGGUGAAAUCACUACUUCUCCACCGGUCACCGCCGUUGUGUCACCGCCAGCAGCAGACCAAACAGUGAAACCAGCAGCAGCGAAAAACUAUAGCAAUGCACGCAUACAGAUCCGUCUGUUGGAUGGUAGCACUCUUGUCGAGACGUUUGAAGCUAAGGAACAACUAGCAGCAGUGCGAUUGUUUGUCCAACUGAAGCUGGGAACCAAUCCGGCACCGUUCGGAUUGAUGACAAGCUUUCCCCGGAAAGUGUUCAGUCCGGAGGAUUAUGACGUACCGCUCGAGCAACUUGGUCUGGUACCUUCGGCAGUGUUGAUCGUCACAAAGUCACCGUGAGCAGGAAUUGGAGAGUUGAAUUAUUAUCUAAGAGCGAGACUAACAACAAGCAUGUAAGGGAAUAAAUGAUAAACUUUAAAUGG